AUGUCCUCCGAGGACGGUGCUCUUGUCGAGCCACUUGCAGUAGUUGUGCAGACAGUAAAAACUGCGGACUUGAAAGGAGGUCAAACAGUGCUGGUAUUUGGCUGUGGACUGAUAGGAAUUUUAUGUCAGGCUGUUUCCCGUUGUUAUGGAGCCAAAAGAGUUGUGGGAGUCGACAUCUCUGCUUCCCGGACCAAAUUUGCAAAGAACUUUAGUGCCGAUACAGUGUUUGUGUCAGAUCAAGGGCUCACCGGUCUGAAUGACUCCAGAGCAGAUGCUGAGAAAAUUAUGAGUCAAUGCGGACUUCCAGACGGCGCAGAUGUGGUUAUCGAGUGCACGGGGGCGGAAACAUGCAUUCAAUCUGGAGUCUUAUGCACAAAGAGUGGAGGAACAUUCGUUCAGGUUGGUUUAGGUCCUGAUACUGUGAAUUUCCCGAUAACACUAGUUCUGAUCAAAUCACUUACCGUUAAAGGUGCUGCAAGGUACACAACAGGGUGCUAUCCGGCAGCCAUAGAUCUCAUUGCUAGUGGAAAGAUUAAAGCUAGUUCCUUGAUCAGCCAUAGAUUUCCUUUCGAACGAGCUUUAGAGGCGUUUGAAACAUUCGAAAGAGGAGAGAAUACAAUGAAAGUAGUCAUUCAGGGCGUAGAUUAA
This is a messenger RNA of Verruconis gallopava, 648 nucleotides long. RefSeq lists its product as uncharacterized. The transcript has 2 exons. Bases 1 to 648 code for a protein of 215 amino acids. Gene Ontology annotation, molecular function: L-iditol 2-dehydrogenase (NAD+) activity. Lineage: Eukaryota; Fungi; Ascomycota; Dothideomycetes; Venturiales; Sympoventuriaceae. The record is from RefSeq and is a predicted model, not a curated record. Gene Ontology annotation, biological process: D-sorbitol catabolic process.